Cloeon dipterum is the source of this 2221-nucleotide messenger RNA. RefSeq names its product SANT and BTB domain regulator of class switch recombination. The record is from RefSeq and is a predicted model, not a curated record. The coding region runs from base 21 to 2168 and encodes 715 amino acids. The transcript has 11 exons. Lineage: Eukaryota; Metazoa; Arthropoda; Insecta; Ephemeroptera; Baetidae.
UCCAGUGCGGCGGCAGCGAGAUGGCCGAGGCGGCCGUGUCCGAGCCCCCGGACACCGACGGCCUCCCGAGGGCCAAGUCGUGUUCGGACAUGUCCGUGCAGGACUUCCUCGACUUCCUGCACUCGUCCUACCAGCUCCACCAGGCAGUGGAGACGCCGCCGGACGGCGCCGCAGCGGGCAAGUCGGUCCAACAGAUCAACUGGAGACAGCUCCUGGACACUCCCAGCGCACUUGUUCAAAACGGACACAACUUGGAAAACGGAGCCGUUCCUCCAAGUGAGCACACGAUGGCGAAGAGAAAGCUGCACCAGGUGCUCCAAGAGGGUCUGCUCGACUCAGUGCUGCCCUAUUUGGUGCCGAAAACAACCCCUCCGGCCGCAGCCCCAAGUGCCAAAAAGAGCGAGGACGGUGGAAAGAAGUCCACGAGCCCGAAUCCUGAGAGGCCGAGCCGGCGUGGCAGGCACCAAGACAAAUUGGCAAAGGCCAAGAAUAGAAACAGCAAUGUUGAGGUUGAAAUCCACGUCUGCGACGAGGUCAAAGGGCUGAAGAAAACGUUCAAAUGCCCGCAAGCACUCUUGGUCACCGAAAUGGGAUACUUUGCUGAAGUCACGGCAGGUCAGCGGCUGGAAGAAAUGGACAUAUCUGUCCACUGUGACGUGUCGAAUUUUGAGUGGCUCAUGAACUGGGUGCAAAGACAGCCCGAUGACAAAGAAUCUUGGCCCAAGCUUGACUGCUCGAAUGUGGUGGCGGUGCUCACGUCUGCCGCGUUUCUCCAGAUGGAAGAGCUGUUUGAGGCGUGCAUGAAAUUCUGCCAUUCAAAGGCGAAUGAAUUGCUAGCCGGACCGGCAAACUUGGCUUGUAUCAAUGACUCCAUUCUCUCCAGGUUGGCCGGUCUUUUCAGUAAUCGGGAGGUGGAGCAGCUGCGAGAUCGGAAGGACCGCAUCCAGGGGCGGCUGUUUUGCAAGCUGAUCAGCUCGUUGUGCGAGCCGGAGGCGGACAACCAACGCGGCCACUUCGGCUCGCUGGCGUUCAUGUUCCAGUGCGGCGAGUGCCGCAGAUUGAUCCCCUCACUCGGCCUCGCGCACCGCAUCCCCUGCGCACCCUCCGCCACACAGAUCGGCAAUUUUGGAGAGCUCAGACACUCGCAUACAAGGCUGGUGAACUGGAGUCUUUCGGACCACGUGGCUGAGUUGAAGGUCGAGCUGCGAACCUGGCGGAAGGUGUACUGGCGGCUGUGGGGAGAGGCGCACUGGCUCAACUGCUCCCGGUGCCAGGGUCUGUUCUGCCUGAGCCAGGUCGGCUGGUGCCGCCUCCACCCCGAUGCUCCUCAAUUCGUCGGAGGUCAGCGGGCAUUCGGCAAACACCCUUGCUGCGGACUCAGGGUCCUCAGGUUUGCCCCCGUUGAAACGCAAACGGGUUGCCAGUACGAGGAGCACGUGCCUGAGCUGGAGAACGAGCAGGACAAAGCAGCGUGGGCCAUCUUCCAGGAGUUCCGGACGUUCAUCGCCGUCGCUCCUGCGCCGUUGGGACAGUCGUGCGUCGCGAGUGCCAAAACACAAGACUGCUCAAAAGGGUUGGAAGCAACGGCGGAGGCUGAGGAACAAAAACCGACCAUGGCGUGUCUACGGCUGGACGCUUCGAAGCCAGGACACACGUUUUUGCCUCCUUUCGUGUGGGAAUCGAGUCGAGGCCGAGAGCAGCGAAAUGAAGAGGCAUCAUCAUCAUCCCGCCAUAUGCGCAGCUGUGUUCAAGAGAUGGCAGAUUCAAGCGAGAGCAGUUCCAGCGAGAGCAGCGAGGACAGCGGCGAAGACGGAGAGGAGGAGCGCAGCAUCAAAAGCAUGCCGGCGAAGAGCCGGAGUAGAAUUCUGAACGCGAUAGGCCAAAACCCAGUGCUGCCCGUUUCCAGGGGACCCUUUGGACGGCACUGGGACCCAAAUCUAUCCACCCGGAGCAAUCAGGAUGACCAGAGGGAAUACGAGGAAAGAGCCGUGCGCCGACUAACGACCUGGUUAGCGAGGAAAACUUCCAAUACAUCCGGCUCGAGAUUCCCGCACGCGCAGGGACCAAUUGGAGGCACGUUUGUCGGUCUGGAGAGAGAGUGGCGUGACCAGCACUUCAGAGGAGCAUCCAACCAAAGCAAAAACCGUCUCAGGGUCAAGCAUAACUAAUAAUAAAAAAUUUCUUCGGAUCGUUUGUACCACUUUGCACUUCAAAAUAACUG